Messenger RNA from Recurvomyces mirabilis, 4254 nucleotides. It is a transcript of the gene RAD2, whose product is annotated as DNA repair protein rad2. Gene Ontology annotation, biological process: nucleotide-excision repair. The transcript is spliced from 2 exons. The record is from RefSeq and is a predicted model, not a curated record. Gene Ontology annotation, cellular component: nucleus. Lineage: Eukaryota; Fungi; Ascomycota; Dothideomycetes; Mycosphaerellales; Teratosphaeriaceae. The coding region runs from base 1 to 4254 and encodes 1417 amino acids. Gene Ontology annotation, molecular function: single-stranded DNA binding; DNA endonuclease activity.
AUGGGUGUCACAGGUCUGUGGACCAUAGUCCAGCCUUGCGCCAGGCCAACAAAACUAGAGACUCUGAAUCGUAAGCGCCUAGCUGUUGAUGCUAGCAUUUGGAUAUAUCAGUUCCUCAAGGCUGUCCGAGACAAAGAAGGCAACGCUCUGCGCAACAGCCAUGUAGUCGGUUUCUUCCGCCGUAUCUGCAAGCUUCUGUUCUUCGGGAUCAAGCCGGUGUUUGUGUUCGAUGGCGGAGCUCCUGCUUUGAAACGGCAAACCAUCACGUCUCGCAAGCGCCGACGAGAAGGCCGACGAGACGAUGCAGUGCGUACCGCUGGACGUAUGUUGGCGGUGCAGAUGCAGCGACGAGCCGAAGAAGACGAGCAGAGGCGCAAGGAUGCUCGGGAUCGACGAGCUGAAGAAGAAGAAGAAGCCGUACCAGAUGAGGGCUUGGUCUACGUAGAUGAAAUCCAGAUGACGCAGCAGGAAAGACAGGAGAACCGCAAGUUUCGGAAGAAAGACGCCUAUCAUCUACCGGGUAUGGAGACUGGCAUGCACGAAAUGGGCGGCCCUAACGAUCCUCGUGUCAUGAGUCUGGAAGAGUUGGAGGCGUAUGCUCGGCAGUUCGAUACAGGCGAGGACAUUAAUGUCUACGACUUCAGCAAGAUUGAGUACGAUAGUGCUUUCUUCAUGUCUUUGCCUGCAUCAGACCGUUACAAUAUCUUGAAUGCUGCUCGGCUCCGCUCACGACUGCGUAUGGGUCACAGCAAGGAGCAGCUAGACAGCAUGUUCCCGGAUCGCAUGGCCUUCUCUCGCUUCCAGAUCGACCGAGUCCGGGAACGUAACGAGCUCACUACACGCCUCAUGAACAUCAAUGACGGUGACAUUAAGUACACUGGAGCCGGUAACCGAGUGGCUGGCGAGAGGGCACGCGAGUAUGUCUUGGUCAAGAAUGAUGGCGUGGAAGGUGGUUAUGCUCUCUGUGUUAUUAGUGAUGAGGGUACCAAGCGAGAGACGGCGAUCGAUCUGGAUAAGCCUAAGGUCGCCGCAAAGCAAGAGAGCAGCGAGAGUGAAGAUGAUGGGUUUGAGGAUGUGCCGGUUGAGGGUCUCAAUCGGCUUCCGAAGAUUGAACGAGGUAUUGAUACUGCGAUUGGCAGGCAGCGGAAGACGGGCGACGCGUCACGGCGUGGUGGCGGGAUGAGUCGAAGAGUCAAGCAGCGACCGAUGCCAGCUUCUGCACCUCAAGACGACCCGGACUCGCUCUUUGUAGCAGAUGAGCCAAACGAGGAUAUCGAAGUCGAUGAGGAGUUGGAAUUAGUCGAUGAAGAUGGUGAGCUAUUUGGCGAGGCCGAGGAGCCUAGCUCGGAAGCAGAAGACGAAGACUUACGUCGCGCUAUAGCCAUGUCGCUUGUCCAAAAUGGCGCUAGCGAGGCACAGAAGGAGACAGUCGCGAAUGACGACGACUCAGAAGAGCGCGACGACUGGUAUCAGUCAUUCAAUCAGCGUGCAGCUGAGGAAGCGCGGCCGGUGCCAAAAGGUAGCGCGAGAGCUAUCGCCAACAUCUUGAACAAGCGUGCUAAUGCCAUGGCUCCGGAGAGCCGGGAGGUGACUUCCUUCGGCGUGCCAGUGCCGAAGCCAGAUGAUGAUGUAGAUGCCGCAGUCAAAGAUGACGACGAUGAUGGGAUGCUAGAUCUGCAAGCUGCGCUGGCAGAGUCGAGGCAAGGGAGAAAGAAGAUAACGCCGCCGUCACCACCAGGGGCUUCCACCUCUCCCACGACGACGACAACACCACGACGAGCCCCGAAAGCUGCUGUCUCAACCACUCAGCCAGCCGAAAUAUCUGGCAAUAGCAACGGUUUCGGAGGACCUCUUCCAUUCGAGAAGCUCAAUCUCGGCAGCAGUCUCCUUGGUAAGAAGAAGAUUCAGCAGCGGACAGAAGAGGGCGAAGGAGGUUUCGAGCGCGCUGAAGCAGCCGAGCAAGCGUCCAAAAAGAGGGAGCCUCUUCCGCCGUGGUUUAGCGGAGAUCUUGAGGAGGGUAUGGCGAAACAGAACGCGCUCGAACGAGCAGAUAGAGAAAGAGCGAAAGAGUUUAGUAAGCAGUUCCGGUUUGACGGUAGGAAUGGCGAGGGUCUAAUGGGCAAGGGCGACGUCAAAGAAGUCAUUGAUCUUGACGCUGAUGAUGAGGAUGUUGUGGCUGAUCAAUCGACCCCUGCCAAGCGCGUCCAUGGCUCCCGACACGAGGAUGUCAUCGAGCUUGAGGAUGACGACGAGGGGCCUAUCAUGAUAGCGCCGGAGCUUACAGGUAAGCCUGUAGACAACGAAAUCCGAAUGGGCGAUAUGGCCGACGCGGUCCGCGUCGAGCCCCCUGUGCCCGACAAGCGAGAGCAAAGUAGACCUAUGGCGAGGGCGCAAGCACCAAUUGUCGCAGAUGAUGAGGGCGACGAGUAUACCGCUCAGGCACCCACACAGAUGAAAAGGGCAUCGGUGCCAUUCGAAACAGCUGAUAGUAAUGAUGACGAUGGUACGAUCAUGAAUGAGCAGCAAGCUACGAAGUCAGAUACAGUGCCAGCUCGUAGGUCUGAGCCAGAAGCUGAAGACAACGAGGACAUCGCAUGGAGUGAGAGUGAAGAUGAGCAUGAGCUUGCUGUAUUGGAAUCAAAUAAAGAUGUCCAUCCUGCUGGCGGUGCGAGAAUUGCGGCGGACACGACAGACUCCCUACCUGUGGACUUUGAAGAAAGCGCACAGCCCCUUGCUAGCCAACCCGUCGAUACUGAGUCACCUGCUGAACCCGUGAGAUCUCCUUCACCGGAGUUUGAGGAUGUGGACCUAUCAAAACGUGUUCUCCUACACCACGAUAGCCCCCCACCAGGUCUACCCGUCUCCGGCGAUGAACAAGAGGGCCCAAUACCAGCCACAGGUUUAGCUCGCCAAGAGACCAUGCCAGAAGACGACGGCGAGUUCGAUGACUUUUCCGAUCCAGAAGAGGAGGAACUCCUCAAAGCGCUCACUCUGGAAGCCGAAGAACAUGCACGUUUCGCCUCGACCCUCAACCAGAGAAGUGCUGCGCAGAACAUUGCAGAGUAUGAAAAAGAACUCAAGCAAUUGCGAAAUCAGCAAAAGAAAGACCGGAGAGAUGCUGACGAGGUCACUCAUAUCAUGGUGACGGAAUGUCAGCAGCUUCUUCGACUGUUUGGACUACCAUAUAUCACCGCACCCAUGGAAGCCGAAGCACAAUGUGCCGAGCUCGUGCACCUGGGGUUGGUAGAUGGCAUCGUGACCGAUGACAGCGAUUGCUUCCUAUUCGGUGGCACUCGAGUGUACAAGAAUAUGUUCAACCAAGCCAAAUUUGUCGAAUGCUACCUCGCAACUGAUCUGGAGAAGGAAUUUGACCUGACUCGGGAGAAAAUGAUUGCCAUCGCACAGUUGCUGGGGAGCGACUACACUGAAGGCCUAACUGGUGUCGGUCCAGUGACUGCAUUGGAGAUCUUAGGGGAGUUCCCAGGUGGUCUUCCGGAGUUUAGGGACUGGUGGUCUGCUGUGCAGAUGCAGAGCAUACCCAAGGAUGUCGACAAGAACAAUUCCUUCCGAAAAAAGUUUCGCAAGAACGCCACAAAGAUCUUCUUGCCGCCUGCAUUUCCUGAUCCAAGAGUGGAGAUGGCCUAUAAAGAACCUGAGGUUGACUCAGAUCCUGCACCCUUUCAAUGGGGUGUGCCUGACUUGGAUGCGUUGAGAAGCUUCCUGAUGGCUACCAUCGGCUGGACCCAGGAGCGGACCGACGAAGUGCUGGUUCCUGUCAUUCGAGACAUGAAUCGCCGAGCCGAUGAAGGCACGCAGGCAAAUAUCACCGCCUUCUUCGAGGGUGGCGUAGGUGUUGGUGCCGCCGCGACGAACAGUAAAGGUGAGGCUUUUGCACCUAGGAAAAGAGACGUGGACAGUAAAAGGAUGGGUGCUGCUCUUGGGAGGAUGAAGGAAAGAGCAAAGGUGCAGAGGACUAUAGGAGGCAGUGAUGAGACGCCGAGGGUUGACAUGAGUGUUCCGGAGACGAAUGCCGGCGACGAAACGGUCGAGAACCCAGGCAGCAAGCGUAAAGGCAAGAGAAGUGCUGCUACCCAGCCACAGGAACGACCUGGAUCAGCCGGCGCCGGCGAUGACAGUGAGUUCGAAGCACCACGAAAGAGGGCAAGGCGCAAAGGUACGACUGGCGGUAAGAGCGGCGGCGCGACGAGAGGCCGACGGAAGAAGAAUGCCACUGUCGAACUUGACGAGGAAUAG